Molecule: messenger RNA, 787 nt
Organism: Telopea speciosissima
Lineage: Eukaryota; Viridiplantae; Streptophyta; Magnoliopsida; Proteales; Proteaceae
Exons: 1
Molecular function (GO): polysaccharide binding
Source: RefSeq, a predicted model, not a curated record
AUGGUGAGGAGAAGAGGUUGUUGCCUCCUUUCAAUAUCGAUCUCCCUAGCCUUCUCCUUCUUCAUUCUUUUGCAAGCUUGUGAAGCUCAGAGUUACUGCAACUCUUCUUCAUGUGGGAACCUUUACAACAUCAGCUACCCUUUUCGCCUUUCAAGCGAUCCUCCCGACUGCGGGGACCUUCGAUACGAGCUCUCCUGUGAUCAGAAUAACCGCACCGUCCUGAACUUGUAUUCAGGGAAGUACUAUGUAGAGGAAAUCUCUUAUAAGAACCGAACCAUGAGAGUGGUUGAUUCCGGUCUCCAGAUUCACAAUUGCUCCUCUGUACCACUUUAUUCCUUGACAAGUGCUGUUAACUUCACUGUUAAAGACCCUUUCUUCUACCCUAAGCCUUGGCGGUUGGAAAACUAUAUAGUUUUUCUGAGUUGUGAAAGCCCAAUCACAGCCAUUAAAUCUGCUCCUCAAUUUGUGAAUACCUCUCCAUGUAUCAUCAAUGGUUCUUCUUUUUCUGCGGGUUCCCAAUAUUCUUACGUCGUUGUGGGAGAUUCAACUGUUUCAAUGAUACCAGACUCGUGUACCAUCGGCAUAAUGGUUCCAAUUCGGUUGCAAGAAACCUGUCAACGCUCUUUCUCAGAAAUACACCAUGAAAUGGCCAUGGGGUUUGAACUCUCAUGGUUUCGUAUUGACUGCCGAAGCUGUGAUCAAAUAUGGGGUAAUUGCUAUCCUGGCCAAGAUCUUUCCCUCAUGUUAGCCUGCGCCUUCAGCUGCACAGGAGGAAUUUUCCUAUAUU